UAGAGUAGAAAAACGGAAAGACAAGAAACAACUGCGCGAGUACCCGUCCCGUCUGUCCCGCGGCCGCUUCCCUCCCCCUUCCACCCUCUUCCUUCCACCCGGAUCUCGCGCGCGGCGGAGAUAACACCGAGCCACCUCUUCAGCCCUCUCAUCCGCGCGGAUGAGCGGCGGCUCGGCCCCCCUCCCCUACUCGAUGCGAGAUGUGGAUGGCGGCGCAUACAACAACGCCAAGUUCCGCCAACGAUCUCGCCUCAAGAUGGUUACCCAGGCUCUUAUUUCUAAGAGCAGCAAGUACCAAUUUGGAAAAUUCACCCUUGGGAAAUUCUUGAGCCUUUUAAUGGUUUCUGGCUUAAUAUACUUGCUUGCGCACAAAAGUUCGAAGGGUUUUGUAUCUGGUGAGCUCCAUAACAAAGAAGUAGAGAGUAGACAUGCCAGUAAAGAUUCUCCUACUAUCCGUACAUUCUGGAGAAAGCCACCAAGGCUACCUCCACGUCUUCCUCCAAAUGAAAUAUAUAAGAACAGUACAAUACUUCACCACCCCCCUUCAUCUGAAUGGACAUCCAGGCAGAAGAAAGUAAAAGAAGCAUUCGAACAUGCAUGGUCUGGCUACCGAAAUUAUGCGCUGGGUCAUGAUGAGCUUAUGCCUUUGAGCCGCAGAGGUGUAGACGGAUUAGGAGGUCUAGGUGCUACUGUUGUGGAUUCUUUAGACACUGCAAUAAUAAUGGGUGCUGACGAUAUUGUGUCUGAAGCAUCAAAAUGGAUUGAAGACAACCUAAUGAAAAAGAUCAGCGAGAAAGGGCAGGUUAACUUAUUUGAAACCACUAUCCGUGUCUUGGGAGGGCUUCUUAGUGCGUAUCAUUUGAGUGGUGGAGACCAAGCAGGAGGAGGUGAUUCUGGGAUAGCAGUAACACCUAACAAGACUAAUCCAGAUCGUCUUCUGGCAAUCUCAAAGGAUUUAGCAGACAGAUUAUUGUUAGCUUUUACAUCAAGUCCAUCGGCUAUACCUUUUAGCGAUGUUGUUCUUCGUGAUCGUUCUGCACAUGCAUCCCCUGAUGGCUUAAGCAGCACCUCUGAGGCUACAACAUUGCAACUGGAGUUCAGUUACCUUAGCAGAAUAUCAGGAGAUCCAAAGUAUGACUCAGAGACAAUGAAGGUGUUAGAGCAUAUGCGAACACUCCCAACAGUGGAGGGUUUGGUGCCUAUUUAUAUUAAUCCUUACUCUGGACAGUUUAGCGGAGAGAAUAUUCGACUAGGGUCGCGUGGUGACAGUUACUAUGAGUACCUAUUAAAAGUUUGGAUUCAGCAAGAAAAUUAUCGUAACACUAGCUUGAAGUAUCUAUUUGAAAUGUAUACGGAAGCGAUGAAAGGGGUCAAGCAUCUUCUUGUUCGAAAAACUACUCCAAAUGGGUUAGUUUUUGUUGGGGAGCUUCCCAGUGGACGAAAUGGUGCUUUUAGCCCUAAAAUGGAUCACCUGGUUUGUUUUCUUCCUGGCACCCUUGCUCUGGGUGCAACAAAGGGUAUCACUAAGAAAAAGGCUCUUGAGAGUAAUCUUCUAACUAAAGAAGACAUAGAAAAUCUUCAGCUUGCUGAAGAUCUGGCUAAAACUUGUGUUGAAAUGUACUUUGUGACUUCUACUGGACUUGCUCCUGAAAUUACUUAUUUUCACAUUGAGGGUAAUCCUGAUGGUGGACCUGAUGGUGGGAACAAAAGUAAUGAAUAUAUUAGUGACAUCACAAUCAAGCCUCUUGAUCGUCACAACCUAUUACGCCCAGAGACUGUGGAAUCCCUAUUUGUUUUGCAUAGAAUCACAGAGGAUCCAAAGUAUAGGGAGUGGGGUUGGCAAAUUUUUCAGGCCUUCGAGAAGUAUACAAAAGUUGAUUCUGGUGGUUAUACUUCACUGGAUGAUGUCACAAGCCUACCUCCACCUAGGAGAGACAAAAUGGAAACCUUCUUCCUGGGGGAAACAUUGAAGUACCUGUAUUUGCUGUUUGGUGAAAGUAAUAUUCUUCCACUGGACAAGUAUGUAUUUAAUACUGAGGCCCACCCACUUCCAGUCAUUCGGUCUGUGGUACAGGUUUCUAAUACCGUAUAGCAUCAAAUGUAUCACUGUUGUACUUAGUGUAGUAAGAUGAGAAAGGUUAACUAACAGAAAUGUGAGAAAUCUUGUAACUUUGUUUUUGGACAACCAGGCUGAAACAAUGAGUAGCUUUCUCCUUUCUAGAUGUUUGUGCUUGUGCCACAGGCGGUUUAAGUGGCAAGAAAAUCGUUCUUGGAAGCAAAGCUCAAAAAUGUGUCAUCUUCAUAGUUUGAUACAGAGAUCUGCACUUGUAUUUAUUGGAAGAUAAUAUAUCUUCUCUAAACUGUGCAAUCCAUUCCAAUUCUGAAAUUACUAAAUGGCACCACCAAGAUUUUUAUCUUUGUUA
Triticum aestivum (bread wheat) is the source of this 2423-nucleotide messenger RNA. Its product is annotated as mannosyl-oligosaccharide 1,2-alpha-mannosidase MNS3. Gene Ontology annotation, molecular function: mannosyl-oligosaccharide 1,2-alpha-mannosidase activity; calcium ion binding. Gene Ontology annotation, biological process: carbohydrate metabolic process; mannose trimming involved in glycoprotein ERAD pathway. Lineage: Eukaryota; Viridiplantae; Streptophyta; Magnoliopsida; Poales; Poaceae. Gene Ontology annotation, cellular component: endoplasmic reticulum; endosome; trans-Golgi network. The transcript is spliced from 6 exons. Bases 161 to 2092 code for a protein of 643 amino acids. The record is from RefSeq and is a predicted model, not a curated record.